AUGUUGUCGAAGGACGUUAAUGAAGGCGAUGCGCUUGACCAGCUCCAGCUGAAAAGAUAUUGCUGUCGGCGCAUGGUCCUCACGCACGUCGAUCUCAUCGAAAAGCUGCUCCAUUACAACCCUUACGAGCGCAACAAAGACAAGAGUGCUUAUGCAUAG
Molecule: messenger RNA, 159 nt
Organism: Fomitopsis serialis
Lineage: Eukaryota; Fungi; Basidiomycota; Agaricomycetes; Polyporales; Fomitopsidaceae
Exons: 3
Coding region: 1-159 (52 amino acids)
Biological process (GO): tRNA transcription by RNA polymerase III; transcription by RNA polymerase I; transcription by RNA polymerase II
Cellular component (GO): RNA polymerase II, core complex; RNA polymerase I complex; RNA polymerase III complex
Molecular function (GO): DNA binding; DNA-directed RNA polymerase activity; zinc ion binding
Source: RefSeq, a predicted model, not a curated record